Molecule: messenger RNA, 1257 nt
Organism: Arthroderma uncinatum
Lineage: Eukaryota; Fungi; Ascomycota; Eurotiomycetes; Onygenales; Arthrodermataceae
Product: RING finger domain-containing protein
Exons: 4
Coding region: 1-1257 (418 amino acids)
Source: RefSeq, a predicted model, not a curated record
AUGCCUGCUAACAGGUCAAAGAGGAGACGCUCAGAUGAUGUCGACUACAGUAGCAAUCAUCCCUCUACGCUACCUCCGCCGCCGCUUCCAGUGGCUAGUGAGAAAAAGGACACAGAUUCUUCAGGACUACUAGAAACUCUCCAGCGCCAUAUCGACGACUUGCGAAGCCAUAUAUACUGCGGAGUGUGCAUCAAGCCGCUCUACGAGCCGUACACGUUACCCUGCGGACACACAUUUUGCUACAGCUGUCUUGUUCAAUGGUUUACAAGCCACGGCCAAUCGAAAACUUGUCCAGACUGUAGGUCGUCAGUCAAGUCACCCCCCGCUCCCGCAUAUUUGGUUCGCAACAUCGUACAUAUGUUCAUUGGACGGUCCGAGUUGACGGAUGCGAACGAAACUACGCACGAACACUUAGCCAACCAAGUUGCGGAAACCGAGAGAGUGGAGAAUGACAAAAAGAAUACCGAUCCUGAAAAGGGCGGCCUAUUCCAAGGAUGCUUUAACAAAACCAAAGCUCCAAUUCGCGAUGAUGAUGAAGGUGUCACAAGGUGUCCAGGGUGUCUCUGGGAACUAGAAGAUGGCGAGUGCAUGCAGUGCGGCUAUUCAGUAUCGGACUCCGAGGACGCAGACGUCGAUGAGCUUGACGAGCUUGACGACGACCUUGAUGCCCUUGAAGCAAUCGAAGAGGCACUGAACGGCACUUUUACUGAAGACGAAGACGAUUUCAUGUUAGGCGGCGACCCUUAUGGAUACGAGUUCAAUUACCAUAGCGAUCAACCGUUCAUGGAUGUUUUUGGAGGGGAGGGUUCGGUCGAUGGAGAUUCAUUGGAUGAAGACUCGGUGGACGAAGAUUCAAUAGAUGAGUCGGAUGAAGAAUCAAGCGAAUCAUCAGACGCCUCAGAAAGCUCGCACUCGACGGUGCGCCGGGCUUCGAAUGGCAAUAGCAGCUCUGUUAUUGAGAUCGAGGACGAGGAAGCACCUUCAGUUCAGGAAAUAUUAUCCGCUGACCACACAGAGGAAGAGUCAGAUGAUGACGAUGAGCCAGUUAGGCCCGCCCCACGAAGGCGAAAUGCUCGUCCGCAAGGCGCUCACGAUGUAGAUUUCUCGUUUUAUACGAACGGGGUUCGCAUGCGUGUUCGCGGCAAUAAUGGGGCCGUAGCCGAAGGGGGAACCGAUUCCCUAAGCGCCCUUGUUAUUGACGACUCUUCAUCUCCUCGGCAGCCAGUAAGGCAACGAAACUCCCAGCGGCGCCGUUAA